Molecule: messenger RNA, 774 nt
Organism: Symbiodinium pilosum
Lineage: Eukaryota; Dinophyceae; Suessiales; Symbiodiniaceae
Source: the annotation of a GenBank genome assembly
AUGUUUGGCCUUGUGUGUGGACAGGCAGGGCAAGGCAAGGCUGGUCUGGGGAGUUCCCUCGAUGGAUUCCGAAGUUGUUCUUCUUCGAAGCGUGCUGCCAGCGCUGCCAGCGCUGGAAUUUCCAGCGCCAAAGUUUGCAGUGCUGGAGCUUUCUUUUCUUGGGGAGUUUCGCGAAGGCGCCUUUCGCAUCGGAGACCCCCUCCUUUGGCAGCGACUGUGGCGGAGCUGAAGGUCGAGCUCCAAAACCGACAGCUCCCCAAGACCGGCCGCAAAAAGGACCUGGAAAAACGUUUAGAGCUGGCACAAAGCAUCGAGAAGAUGACAGUGAAACAGCUUAAAACCCAACUUACUGAGCAAGGUUUGCCCACGACAGGCCUGAAAGCUGAGCUGGUGUGGCGUUUGACCAGCUGGAGGCUUCAAAGCAAGCCAAAGCCUUCUCUGACAAAUUCGAUCCGCAGGGACGAGCCGCCCAAGCCCGUGCACAUCGAUCUAGCCAAGCUGUCAAAGCUAGAAACUGCCCCGACCGUCACUGGUCGUGUGCGGGUUGUGAUGGCCUGGGGUGUCUUCGUGGAGACACCAUCGGGCUGGGGCAUGAUACCUGCCGAACAUCUGCCGCCAGACCGCGUGAUGGCGUCACAGGCAGCUCGGCUUCGUGUCCAGCCUGCAGCCUUCCAGGUGGAUGAGAGGGUAGAGGUCGAGCUGCUGAACGCGCACGUGGACUCCGGCUGCUUGCUGCUUUCUAUGAGGGAAGCUCAGCGCGAGCGUGAGCGGUGA